GAGCCGCCGACCGGACAACCGGAGCGGGACUUUAAUCCUCUGUUACAGGACACACACGCAGCAGCGGCGGACUGCUCUCGGAGGCUCCGGACGCCCCGCCGCCCUCCGUCCUCCUGCCGGUGCUCCGCGGACAGUCGCUGGAGCGACGCUCUGAGCGAGAAGCCGACAGCUGAGUGGCGUUGGACUGCAUGAGGAGGCCGAGAGACGGGACCCUGGUCCUCACCUAGACCCUCCUGACCCCUGCCUGGACUGCCUGGACAUGAGGUCGUUCAGAUCGUUUGCUAACGACGACCGCCAUGUCAUGGCCAAACACGCCAGCGUUUAUCCGGCGCCGGAGGAGCUGGAGGCCGUCCAGUCGCUGGUGUCCACCGUGGAGGGAGCCCUGAAGAAGGUCUCUGACUGGAUGGACGGCCUCGACAAACCCUCAGAGAAGAUGUCCACCACCAACAAGGCUGCCGACAACACGACAGAGGAGGAAGCUGCCGAGACAAAGUCUGACGGUACCUCGGUGCUGUGUGGAGUGACUCGAGUCGGCCUGGUGGCCAAAGGCCUCCUGAUCAAAGGCGACAUGGACCUGGAGCUGGUUCUGAUGUGCAGAGAGAAGCCCACCAAGCUGCUGCUGUACACCGUCAGCGCCAACCUGCCGCUGCAGAUCCAGACAAUGACGGACGACAAAUACGAGGUGCGGUCGAGCGUUCCCGAGGCGGCCAUCCAGGUCUGCAGCACCAAAGACCCCCAACUCACCCUGAAGAUCACCUUGUCCUCCUUAACCAUGAGGGAUGAUCCCAGCACCACAGAAGAAGAAGAGGAAGGCGACCGGGACGGCGGCGACAAGCGGCGGCGGCGGGAGGAGGACGAGGACGAAGACGAGGACGUCCUGGACCGGCAGCGGUGCCUGGCGGCGCUGGCUUCUCUUCGACACGCCAAAUGGUUCCAGGCCAGAGUCACCGACCUCAAGUCCUGCGUCGUCGUCCUGCGGAUUCUCAGAGACAUGUGCAACCGACUUCCUGUGUGGCAGCCGCUCAAAGGAUGGCCUCUGGAGCUGAUCUGUGAAAAGGCCAUCGCCACCUGUAACCGGCCGCUGGGUCCAGGUGAGGCUCUGCGCCGAGUCAUGGAGUGCAUCGCCUCCGGGAUCCUCCUACCAGGAGGUCCAGGAGUUCAUGACCCCUGUGAGAGGGAACCAACGGACGUCCUGAGCGACCUGAACGCCCAGCAGGCUGACGCCAUCACACAUAGCGCACAGCAUGCGUUACGCCUCCUGGCCUUUGGACAGCUUUACAAGGUCCUGAAUAUGGAUCCUCUGCCGGCCAACAAGCCUUCACUGAGGCUCUUAGAAGGCGGCUGUCAGAAGAGGCUUCGGGACGACGACGGCUCAGAUGACAGAGAUUUCAUCAAAAGGAUGAAAGUCCUGGACUGGAGGAUGACGGAUCCCAACCACCCCAUGAACGCUCUGAUGCGUCUGAACCAGAUCCAUCCGGGCCUCCAGUACCGCCUGCUGUCCCAGUCCGGUCCGGUCCACGCUCCGGUCUUCACCAUGUCCGUGGAGAUCCAGGGAACCAGCUACCAGGCCACCGGCAACUCCAAGAGGACGGCCAAGCUGCAAGUAGCCCUGAAGGCGCUGCAGGCUCUCGGCUUUGUGCUCGGCGGCGGCGACGGCGACGUGGACUCGCUGAGCGCCGACGAGAAGUCGGACGGCGAAGGGAAGAACGACCGGAUGUCUAGCAGCUCCAGCUCCACCUCCAUCACCUCCUCCACCGACGCUCCGGAGUGCAGAGCUCCGGGUCCGAUCCUGACGGCGGGAGGUAAAAACCCGGUGAUGGAGCUGAACGAGAAACGCCGCGGCCUCAAAUACGAGCUGAUCUCUGAGAGCGGCAGCAGCUACGACAAACGCUUCAUCAUAGAGGUGGAGGUGGACAAGCAGGUGUUUCGGGGGACGGGUCCUAAUAAGAAAGUAGCCAAAGCUAGCGCUGCGUUAGCCGCCCUGAACAGUUUAUUCUCCGGAUCCAAGUCUGCGACCAACAAGAAGAAACGGCCCAACCCUCCACCUAAGCGACCCGUGGCCUCGGUGCUGACCCUCCCGGCUCUCGCUGCCAGACCUCCUCGGGUCCCCGUGAUCCCCAGAGCUCCAUAUAUCAGCACUCCGCCCACACAUGGAUACAUCCCACCAGGUUUUGGUGCUCCUUACGGCUACAGCCCUGCAGGCGCCCUCCCUGCUUACAGUUUUCCCUCCAGAAUGCCCUCAGUAGUUGUCCCAGUCAUCCGAGUCCCACCAACAUACCCCAUCACCCACCUGUACCCCUAUUAAGACCCUCCCUCACCCAUCUCACAGGAAAUCACUUGUUAAAGGAAUAUCCUGGCUGUGCAUUCACAAAAAAACAACAACCCUGCAAUCCACUGACUUCUAAGCAUUAAAUAAGGCAGAACUAUUGUUUCGCAGCGUGUUCCAUCCGGGCUACAGCAGCAAUCAGCGAGAUUCAUUUUGGCUGUUAGAAAGUUGCGCUGGCCUCGUCUUUUGCUAUCCGUGUGAACAUAGAGUUUGACAAAUAAGCUCUUUGAUCAGCAAACCGUUAUGCAAUGAGGAAAGAAAAAAAACGAGCUCAGCAUUUAGCGAGGCGCAGUGUGUGAAAGACCGCUCAGGAAAAUAUUACAAAGCAGGGAGCUGAGCGUCUACUGUCGGGUAUUAAAUUUACAAGGGAAGUCAUUAACCUCAGAGCAACGGAAACACCAACCAUCCAUCAGAGUAAGUGAACAAAACAAACAGCCACUAAAUGAACCUGAAAAGGAUUAUUAGCCAGUCAGGACUAUUAAACACCAUCUGCAGGGAAAAUAACCACUAUAGAACAGUAUAGACACUAAAAAAUAGCCACUAAAGUACAGCGACUCCUAAAUGUGCAACGUAGAAAACGGAGUAAGUAACAUAUUGAGGAAGAAAAGUAACAGUUCCCCUACUGUGGCUGUUUUUGUUUGCACUGUUAAUUUCCCUAAAUAUCCACCAUGAAGAUUAUUAUUAUUAUUAUUAUUAUUAUUAUAAAUAUCCACCAUGAAGACAACACUGUAGGGAAAUAAAGCUAAUAGCAGUAGCAAAUAAAAAAAAGUCCCCAACUAAUACAUGUUCCCACAAUGCCUGAAACUGGAUAAUAUUCACCCUAAAGAACAAAACAUCCGCUAUUGUAAAUUAGAAAAAAAAUAUAUUUCACAACAGUCUUCUAGAAAAUGCCAACUGCUGGACGUCCGAAGAAGAAUAAAACAUGAUCUGUAGGGAACUACAGAAUCUACUAACCACAGACCAUCUAUGAAAGAUCUACAGUACGGAACCAAAAAGAUGAUACCUAUAAAUAAAACACCAAAUAUUAGCUAUUUAAAAGUAAAUAAAGACAUUAACAAACACUUCAGGGAACUAACAACUAUAAAAACAAUGCAGGGAACUAAACAUAGUUUGUUUUUGACCAAAGAAACUAAAUUGUUGAAACUAGUGAACUUCAAAACACCUUGUAAAUAACAACAAACUACUAUCUACAGUAUAGAAUGGAAAAGAAAACACCCACAUAUAAGGGAACUAAAGAACAACCAGUAACCAACUACAAAAUUUCUAGCAAUUAAAUAGACAUACUUUAAAGAGAACUAAAACAAAUCCAAGAAGUACUUUGUUUUGAAUUAAAGAGACUAAAUUGUAGAAAUGAGGGAACUUACUAUCCACUAUACAAUGACAAAAUACCUACAGCCUGGAACCAAAGAGCACAUAUCAUACACCAACAGCUAAAUACGGCUAUUUAAAAGUUAAAAAGGAAAUUAACGACUUUAGGGAACUAAGCUAACACCCGCUGCUCACCAAAGAAACUAGGGAACUAAAUAAACAAAACAUCUUCUACAGGGGAUUAAAGAGCUACAAUCCAUACACUAAUAACAAAAUACUAACAGUAAGGAACUAAACAGCCUAUUUAGGGAACCAAAAAUAGCUACCAUAAACCAAUUAUCUAAAAGUCAAUAAAGAAAUUAACAACCACGCCAGGGAGCUAAAUUAACGGCUGUUGCAAAUUUACAACAACACAGCAAUGUAGGGAACUAAAGAAACUAUAUUGUUGAAACCAAGCAAAUAAAUACGCAAAACAUCUUCUGAAAGGAAUUACAACCCAAACACUACCGACAACAUAUGAACAGUAGGGAACUAAAGAACAACUGCCAUAAAUAAACCAAUUGUUUAAAAGCAAAUAGAGAAAUUAACAACCACUUCAGGGAACUAAAUUGACACCUGCUGCUUAUUUACAACAACAUAGCAAUGUAGGGAACUAAAUAAACAAAACAUCUUCUGCGGGGAAUUAAAUAACUUCAAGCCAUCCACUACCGACAACAUAUGAACAGUAGGGAACUAAACAGCCUCUUCAGGGAACCAAAAACAAAGCCAGUGUGGGGAACUAAAGAGACUAAAUUGUUGAAACGAGAGCUAAAUAAACAAGACAAGUUCUGCAGGGAAUUCAAGAACUUACAAACCAUACACUACCAAAUUCCCUAUUAAGAGAAGGGAACUAUACAGCCUCUUUAGGGAACUAAAAAAAUAGCUACCAUAAACCAACCAUCAAAUACAAUGCAGGGAACUAUAAAAACACUUUAGGGAAUUCACAAACAGCUACCAUAAAGAAAUUAACAACCACUUCGGGGAAAUAGUUAACACAAUUAACUAAAUAAAUAUAUUUUAAAAUAAACUCGAAAUUACAAACAAGACAUUACCAAUAAAAUAUUACCAGUAGGGAACAAUACAGCAUCUUUAGGGAACUAAGAAAAACAGCUAAAUAAGCCAAUUGUUUAAAAGUAAAUAAAGUAACAACCACUUCAGGGAACUAAGUUGACAUCUGUCGCUAAUGUACAACAACAUAGUCAAUGUAGGGAACUAAAGAAACUCAAUUGUUGAAACUAGGGAACUGAACAAACAUACUUUAAAAUCAAAACUAGAAAUUACAACCAACUACCAACAAAAUACUAACAGUAGGGAACUAAACUGACACCUCCUUCUUAUUUAUAGCAACACAGUAAUGUAGGGAACUAAAAACAUACAGUAUAAACUCAAAAUUAGAACUUACAGACUGUACACUUCCGACAAAAUAUUAACAGUAGGGAACUAAACAGCCUCUUUAUGGGAACUAAUUCGACAUCCACGGUAGAAAAUUAAAACCAGUCAUUUUGGGGUAACAAAGAAACAUGCUGUCACUUUAGGGAACUAAUAACUGAUCAGAGCUUAUUUGUCAGACUGCUGAUUAUUCCUUUAACAAUCUCUCAUUGAUGUGAACAUUUGUUUUGUAUUUUGACUUUUCUCUCUGUUUUCUAAUAUUGUUUUAAGUUUCUGUUAUAACAGAGAAUAAAAAAAAAACAGGUUUACACAAAUCAGUUGCACUGAAAAACAUUUUCCUUUGGAUAUUUAAUGUCCGAGUUUACAGUUUACUGUUGAGCCAUUUUUGUUGUGUUGAGUUAAAUAAUACUUUCUUUUCAGAGAGAUAUUUUAUUUUGACCUGUUUGUGGGUAAUAUUCUUUUUAAAUAAACAAAUAUUUUUGAGUUA
Messenger RNA from Amphiprion ocellaris (clown anemonefish), 5549 nucleotides. RefSeq names its product spermatid perinuclear RNA-binding protein-like. Gene Ontology annotation, molecular function: double-stranded RNA binding; single-stranded RNA binding. Gene Ontology annotation, cellular component: precatalytic spliceosome. The transcript has 18 exons. The record is from RefSeq and is a predicted model, not a curated record. Lineage: Eukaryota; Metazoa; Chordata; Actinopteri; Pomacentridae. Bases 260 to 2305 code for a protein of 681 amino acids.